AUGUCUGGUGUGAAGAAUCAGAAACCAAGAUUGUACGUGAAGUUCUCAGCUCCGGUGGUUAAAGAAGACUGCAAGAAGAAAAAGCUAGGACCUCAGUGGACGAAAGAUGAGCUUGAGCGUUUCUAUGAAGCCUAUCAGAAGCAUGGCAGAGACUGGAAGAAGGUAGCUGCUUCGGUGGAGAACAACCGGUCUGUUGACAUGGUGGAAGCCCUUUUCAGUAUGAAUCAGCCGUAUUUGUCCCUGCCCGAGGCGUCUGUAGAUGGACUCGCUGCAAUAAUGACUGCUCAUUACAGCCUCUUCGAGGAGACCGAAAGUAAAGGAGAAGGCCAUGAUGCUUCUGGAGUAACUCGAGGGUUUCCAAUUAAGAAGCUGCAUGAUGCUGAGGAUCUAGAUAAACAGUGUACAUUGAUAUUGACUGAAGGAGACUCUGCAAAACACCUUGUUAUGGCUGGACUCUCUUCUUUGCAAAGAAAAACUUACGGGGUUUAUCCUCUGCAAGGACGAGACGAGCUACACUACAACCGAUUCGCUGAGAUAUAA
Messenger RNA from Brassica oleracea var. oleracea, 540 nucleotides. Its product is annotated as protein ALWAYS EARLY 2-like. Gene Ontology annotation, cellular component: nucleoplasm; transcription repressor complex. Bases 1 to 540 code for a protein of 179 amino acids. The transcript has 7 exons. Gene Ontology annotation, molecular function: DNA topoisomerase type II (double strand cut, ATP-hydrolyzing) activity; DNA binding; ATP binding. The record is from RefSeq and is a predicted model, not a curated record. Lineage: Eukaryota; Viridiplantae; Streptophyta; Magnoliopsida; Brassicales; Brassicaceae. Gene Ontology annotation, biological process: DNA topological change; DNA-templated transcription; regulation of cell cycle.